Molecule: messenger RNA, 2321 nt
Organism: Hibiscus syriacus
Lineage: Eukaryota; Viridiplantae; Streptophyta; Magnoliopsida; Malvales; Malvaceae
Product: U3 small nucleolar RNA-associated protein 25
Biological process (GO): maturation of SSU-rRNA from tricistronic rRNA transcript (SSU-rRNA, 5.8S rRNA, LSU-rRNA)
Cellular component (GO): small-subunit processome; nucleolus
Molecular function (GO): rRNA binding; U3 snoRNA binding
Source: RefSeq, a predicted model, not a curated record
GUUUAUCUCUCACCUGAACAAAAAAGUUUGGUCAAAGAUCUUAGAAGCCAAACAUUCAACCCAUUGCCAUGGGGAAGCGAUUCGGUGGAAAAAGAGGACUGAAAAGGCACACGACACCGGAUAAGUUUGAGGCAAGGGCUCCGGCAAGAAACAGGAGGCGUGUUGAAGAUGAGGUUGACCAUAGUUCCUCCGCACCUAUCUUAUCAGGGGAAUUAUCUGGGGAAGAAUCUAGUGGUGGCGCUUCAGAGGAACUUAAUUAUAAGGAGCUGACAGCUUAUGAUAAGUUGUUGUCAAAACUCAGUUCAAGUAACCGACCUACUGAUGCCUAUCAAAAGAGACAAGUUGCUGAGGAUGAUGUAACUGAUGGCUCUGAAUCACUAGUGUCAGAAGAGGAGAAGGGUUUUGAGGAAACUGAUAGUGAUUCACUUGGAUUGCAAGAGCCUGCCGUUGCUGGUACUGAAAAACAGACUGAAGAUAACCUGGAGACCUCUGACACAGAUGAAGAUGACGAUUUGAUUCUCCGUAGUCCUACUGUUGCCACAGGUUUAUUUACUAAACAUGUUGAGUACAAGUUGUCAAAAGUAGAGGCUGAUGAUUUGUCCAAGAAGAAAUGGAAGUAUGCAUGGGAGUUGCCUGCUGCUGACAUAUCGAACUGCAAGUGGGUUGGAACAGGGGAGUGUUUUCUAAAGGAUGGUGACUUGAAUCCCAAUUAUGAUCUGAAGCAAAAGUUGUAUAAAAACUGGUUGGACAUCUACAAGACAUCUGGAGGCAAUGACUUCCAUUCAUCUAAGCAGAGAUGGUUCUUCUCUUUGUGAGUGUGCUUCUUCUGCAAUAGUUAUCAGGAUAUAUUGCACUGUGAGAAGAAACUCUAUCAAAAAGGCCACGAAGAAGACUCAAAUGUUGCGGAUGCCUAUCUUAUGCAUUCUCUCAAUCACAUUAAAACAAGAGCUAUUGUGAGAAAGAAUGAUGCUAAAAUCAGCAAGCAUCAGAUGAGGGGAGAGGAGAUGCUUUCAGGAGGAUUUCUUGAUCAAGGGUUCACACGCCCCAAGGUAUAUUUUCCAGCAUCUGUUUGGUUUUGAUCUUUACCUCUGAGGAGCAUUGCCCUUCGUGUCAUCGAGAGGUUAAUACAACUAACUCCCGCAACUUCAAAGGCUAAUGUGGAGCAUGACCGUUUUUAUCAAGACUUUGGAUCUGAAAAGGUUGAAGAUGAUGAGGAAAUAGAGGAGCAAUCAAAGAACAAGCCUAAUAAGCCUCCCAAACCUUCUGAUCAUCAAUCUUUUAAGGGUGAUACAAGGGAUGACUUCAUGAUAGGCAUUAAUUUACUAGGUAAAUCUUUAAAGCUUUAUGGUGAUUUCUAUUCCUCUGACAUUAUUGUUGCUUCUCCUGAAUUAAUGACAAAAUUCGGGAAGGCAGAAAAAAAUAAGGAGCUGGACACUGACUAUUUGUCUUCUAUAGAGGUUGUUAUUAUUGAUCAUGCGGAUGUAAUAUCAAUGCAGAAUUGGAGUUUCCUGACUUCUGUUGUUGAGCGUCUGAACCAUAUACCUUCAAAGCAGCAUGGCACUAAUGUUAUGCGCAUCAGACAGUGGUACUUGGAUGGAUUUGCUCGAUUUUAUCGGCAGACAAUUAUUUUAGGUUAUUAUCUAAACCCAGACAUGAAUGCUCUUUUCAAUCACCAUUGUGUUAACUAUCAAGGAAAGGUGAAGUCUGUGCGUGAGCAUAAAGGAGUUCUUCCUAAAGUCCUAUCCCAAGUGCGGCAGAUCUAUGAAAGAUUUGAUGCAAAGACAAUAGCUGAUGCUGAUGAUGCUCGUCUGGAAUAUUUGCUAAGAAGAUUGCACUCAUUAUUGGUGCCUAUUCAUAAGAUGACCUUAUAUUUCCUUAAGGUGUUUCCUAAAAUAAAAGAUUGUGAACAGGGUGGGAUUAUGCUGUUUGCUAGCUCUUACUUUGAAUUUGUUCGACUUCGAAAUUUCUUGAAGUCUCAGAAUGCAUCAUUUGUUUACUUGGAGAAAGAUAUAUCUCGGGCACGGGUUUGGUUUUUUGAAGGGAAGCGAAAGAUCAUGCUCUACACUGAAAGAAUUCUUUAUCGCAGAUACAAGAUCCGUGGUAUUCGGAAUUUGAUCAUUUAUUCUCUCCCUGAGAGGAAGGAGUUUACUAUGAGGUGAAUUGUCAAUAUGCUUGAAGGGUCAGACGAUUUGGCAUGCACUGUCUUAUUUUCUCUGUUUGAUAAGCUCCAGCUCGAGAGGAUUGUUGGGUCUGCGCCUGCCAAAAGAAUGAUAAAAUCCGAGAAGGGGGUUUUCGUUUUUUGCUGAAUAAGUUAUAUGUAU